AUGUCGCUUUCUCAAAGAGUCACAUCUCUUGAAUCUCUGUCUCCGGAAAGAGGCAGAUCACCAGCUGGUUCGCAGCGUAGGAAAUUGAGUUUUAGUCCCUUGCCUGGAAAUUGGGGGGAUGAAUUGGAGCAGCAACAACGUGUGGUUGAGGAGGUAGAAACCGUGGCUGCGUUUGAGGUUUCCAAGGGGAAACGAAUCUUACAAGUUGCAAUUGCAGUAAUAUACUGCCUUCUCGCUGCCGGAAUUGUGUUCGGAUAUGCAGCUCUCAAACCGGUCCUUAUUCGCGAAGGUGUAUAUCGAGAAUAUUGUACGGAAGAUGAGUUGAAAGAAGGAGUGCGAACUUGCUUUGAGCAAGAGAUCCACUUAAAUUUGAUGUUCACGAUCGCGGCGGUUGGUACGAAUGUUGCAGCUUUACCAAUUGGUUCGAUCCUGGAUAAUUUUGGCCCAAGAGUAGCCGGAAUUAUAGGAACUAUUUUCUUGGCGGUUGGGGCUGCACUUUUUGCUUUUGCGGAGGAGCUGCCCUUCGAUGGAUUUAUUCCUGGAUACUUGCUGUUGGCCCUUGGAGGAGCUUUCUUUUUGAUCACCUCUUACCAGCUUUCAAAUACUUUUCCCGAACACUCUGGUUUGAUCUUGGCUCUGUUAACAGGUGCCUUUGACACCUCUAGUGCACUCUUCCUCGUAUAUCGGAUUAUAUACCAGUGGAGUGAUGGUACUUUUCACAUCAAACAAUUUUUUCUCAUCUAUCUAGUCGUGCCCGCCUUCAUUCUCGUCGCACAAAUAUUGGUCAUGCCAUCGCAAUCGUACAAGACUGUAGGCGAGAUGGUUAAACAAGUUGAAGACGAAUAUUUGUUCGACGAUCAGAUGGAUGAAACCACUGCUCUCCUCCGCGAAGAACGUCGCCAGCGUCGCGCAUCCGUUGUCUCAGAAAUAACCGAACUUCUGGGAACCAAGCCCGGCAGUAAGCAAGUCAAACAAGAAGAACGCAAGAACAAAAUCUCCGGGGUGUGGGGAGCGUUACACGGGAAGACUGUCAUACAGCAGAUCUUGUCUCCGUGGUUUGUCCUCAUCACACUCUUCACCGUCAUCCAAAUGACACGCAUCAAUUUCUUCGUCGCCACCAUCCGCCCACAAUACGAGUAUCUCCUCAAUUCCUACGACCAAGCCGUCGAAGUCAACACCUUCUUCGAUCUAGCUCUUCCAUUAGGAGGCGUCCUCUCAAUCCCAUUCAUCGGCCUGAUUCUCGACAAUACCAGUACCACAUUUGUACUCUCCCUCCUCGUGACCAUCGCCACUGCUAUCGGUGUCCUCGGCAUGCUCCCCUUUUCCUGGGCCGCCUAUGCCAACAUUUCACUUUUUGUCCUCUAUCGCCCCUUCUAUUACACCGCCGUAUCCGAUUAUUCAGCCAAAGUCUUCGGAUUCCGUACAUUCGGCACCGUAUACGGGUUAAUCAUCUGUCUCGCCGGCAUCCUCAAUUUCAGCCAAAGCGGCUUAGAUGCAUUACUCCACAAGGUCUUUAGUGGCAACCCAAUACCCAUCAAUGGGAUGUUGAUGGGCUCAGCAUUAGUAGUGGGAAUAAUUCUCUGUGCCUUUGUAGCAUGGAAAUCAUACAUGAUAAAGAGACACGGUUUGGAAAUUGAGGCAGAACAUGCAAGAGAGGUGGUUAUGCCUGGAGCAGAGAGUUCGGAGAGGUUAUAA
This is a messenger RNA of Sclerotinia borealis F-4128, 1695 nucleotides long. NCBI's taxonomy places the organism in Eukaryota, Fungi, Ascomycota, Leotiomycetes, Helotiales, Sclerotiniaceae. The record is from the annotation of a GenBank genome assembly.